This is a messenger RNA of Paraglomus brasilianum, 225 nucleotides long. NCBI's taxonomy places the organism in Eukaryota, Fungi, Glomeromycota, Glomeromycetes, Paraglomerales, Paraglomeraceae. The record is from the annotation of a GenBank genome assembly.
GCUGACAUCUCCAAUGGCAAAAAGCUCAUUGCGUAUCAUCAUAUUGGAGAUUUCUGGGAAGGCAGACUGCCUAGUGAAUGCAUCACAUCAUCAUUGCACAUCUGCCUGAUAGAGGCUCUUAGCAGGUGUUGGAGAGUUGAUAAGCUUCAAGAUGUCACUGAAGAAAAUGCAGGAAAGUUUUGGGCAAUUUUGAAGAAUGUGGAACCUAAAGACAACAUCCUUUAA